Molecule: messenger RNA, 1799 nt
Organism: Drosophila rhopaloa
Lineage: Eukaryota; Metazoa; Arthropoda; Insecta; Diptera; Drosophilidae
Exons: 2
Coding region: 111-1529 (472 amino acids)
Source: RefSeq, a predicted model, not a curated record
CAUCACUUUUUAUCAAGCAGCUCCAAUCAUACGCAUAAAUAUACAGAUAUUUAUCUGAAACAAAAGCAGUCAAUACUCACAAAACAAAGCAAUAAGCCAAAAAAAAGACGAUGCACAACUUGAUAAAAAGUCGUGCCCUCUUUGAGAUUCUCAAGUCUCCAGUGCAAGAUCUAGACUUCUUAAAGAAAAGCCAAGGGGAAAAUGAAGGUAAUGCUGGCGAGCAGACCAGUGCAAGUACAGUGAAGCUAAAUGCCAACGCCCAAGAGUUUGUGCCACGUUUUAUAAGGGAAGAGUCGACCAAAGAUGAAGCUGAAGUCGGUUCGAAUGAAAUAAAGAAAACGUUUGAGGCUCUGGAUGAGCACAAGACAAAAACGAACUUAAUGUUGCCUUGGAAAGGAUUUCCUAAGAAAGCUGAAAAGUCUUCGCGCAGUGCCCAGGUGGUUUUAUUAAACGAUAUAGACUACAUGAUUCUGCCUUCCAUCAAGCGAACCAAAAAGUCCAAGGAUGAAAAGCUAAUUGCCGACAUGGUUCAACACUCCAAGCCCAAUGAAAAUCUUCCAACAACAUCUUCGAAUAUUCUUCCGGAUCACCCUACAGUAAAACAAAUGUAUGAUGCCCAGGAAAAGCGCCGUGAACACGAGAGAAAUGUAGCUGUGGAAGCCUUGAAGUUGGUUGAACAAAGGCGCAUGAGGGCUCCUUUAGUUUCCCCGACUCCAGCCAAUGAAAAUUUGAAUAAUGUCCAACCAGUUAUCAAUCUCUCGCGAUCUCCCAUUAAAUUUUCGCCGGAGGAAAGAAUAAGAGUGGAUCGUUUAAGGAUCGCGAAGAGGGAGCGUAUCGAGAGGGUCCUUCGCGAAAUGACAAAUGAGAAGCAGGAACAACUGGAUCAACUUGAGCCACAGCAAUUGCAGCAGCAGAAAAAGAUUCGAUAUGAACCCAUUGAACGCAAUCGUCAUAUAAGCAUUCAACGGGAAUCGGAAAAGGAGGAGCACAAAAUGACUAGUUAUGAUCCCAAUAACACCAAUCGUUAUAUCAGCAUCCCAAAGGCACCUGAAAAAAAGGAGGAGGUGGCUUUAGUCGUCAAAAAAAGGUAUAUACCCACCACCAAAGAAUGGGACGAGCAAUGUCGGGCCAAACAAAUGGCUAAGAUGGAGGCCGAAAAGCAGGACUCCAAUCCAUUACCAACUUCCAGUCAGGCUCUUUCGGUUAACCCAAAUGUGGUGAAGAUCACCUCUUCUGGGGUUAUCAGACUGGGGGAUCUCAGGGCCACUGUGAAACCUCGCUAUUGUCCACCUGAUGAAUUACUGGAAACGGAGAAACGCAAAGGAAAUCUCACCCAUUUCCUGCCUCUUGCCAACUGGACAUCCCGUCAAAAUCCACAAACUUCGUUAAAGAUAUUAACCAAUCAAAAAGGAGAAAUCGUGAAACGCUAUAGCAUCGAGCAAUUGCUGGAAUUUGAACCGCAGCCUGAGGAACUUGAAAACCCUACUUUAGAUGAGGCUAUACUUCGUUUGGGUUUUCUAUGCAUUUGAUACGAAUAUCGUUUUUUCUCCAGGAAUUUCUUCUACUUCUUCUUUGAUUCGCACUCUUUCAGUUUGUAAUUAAAUCUGUAAUUUGUAAUUCUCUUUCAUUUUAACCAUAUUCCAUUGAAGAGUUUCUAUUGUCAGCUGAAUUGUUAUUAUGUGAAGGAGCUGAAGAAAAAAUUCCAAUUCUAAGGUGUAGAAAUUAAAAGAAGCAUUGUGAUUCGGCUAUUAUUUAAAUGUCCAAAGGGGGAAAUAAAUACCACUGUCAUGUCGUCUAUU